Molecule: messenger RNA, 798 nt
Organism: Cricetulus griseus (Chinese hamster)
Lineage: Eukaryota; Metazoa; Chordata; Mammalia; Rodentia; Cricetidae
Source: RefSeq, a predicted model, not a curated record
CUUCUGUCAGCCCCUGACAGUGUCUCCCUGGAAAGACUGGUGCAGGUAGCCAUGGAGAGAGGCUACUCAGCGCAGGGAGAGAUGUUCUCUGUGGCUGACAUGGCCAAACUGGCCCAGGAGACCUUGGACUGCCAGGCUGAGCUCCUCUGUGGUGGCCUAGGUGGCCCCAACAGAGAUCCUCACCUACAACACCUCAUCACUGGACAUCCUUUGCUCAUCCCCUAUGAUGAGGAUUUCAACCAUGAACCAUGUCAAAAGAAAGGCCAUAAGGCCCACUGGGCAGUGAGUGCAGGGGUCCUCAUAGGUGUGCAGAGUGUGCCAGUCCCUGGCUACAUGGAAGACUCGGAGUUGCCAGGCCUCUUCCACCCAGUGCCUGGCACACCCCACCAGCCACCAUCCUUCCCAGAGGAAAGCUCCCCAGGUGCCACCUUCCUUCUCUCCAAACAGGGCAAGAGUUGGCAUUACCAUCUGUGGGACUACAACCAAGUCCGGGAUAGCAACCUGCAGCUGACAGACUUCUCUCCUGCCAGGGCCUCCGAUGGACGAGUGUACGUGGUACCCGCUGGUGGGGUACAGGCUGGCCUCUGUGGCCAGGUCCUGUUGCUUAGACCACAGGGGUGGAGCCAUUAGCUGGGACUGGGGCACCCGCCUCGAAGUUAUCUCCAUCACUGUUAAGAGUGCCUCACUUCAUGCCCUGUGUGAUGUCUGUAGUCCAGCCUGUAUCUUGAGGACCUCCUGCUAGAAAUGUAUCCCAGGACCACCCCAUCUAUGAAGUCACAAGCGUGACCAUUGGCCAAA